CAGAAUGCCGAGUGUUGGCCUGUGUAUCAAUUCUUCUUGCAAUGGUUAUGCUCGUCGUCGCCGCAAGAGCCUGGAUGCUCCUCAAGCAAGAUUCAGGAGACAUCCAUCAUCGAGUCCCAUCGACGACGCCAAAUGUCAUACAUGGCACAUCCACUACAACGCAUGAUACGACGACGCCAAAACUCUCACGUAGCACAACCACCACAACAACUACGAGGGGUCCCCUGACCGACAAAGAACUCACUAAACUGGCUGAAACGCGCCCCAUCACAGUCCUCUUCAUCGGUGAUCACAGCUACAGCACGAUAUCCAAGGAACAAUUCAUGAUAUAUGCACAAAGCCAGCUUAAUAUAAUCAAUGCAGCCUUUGCAGAAAAUAACAUCAAGCUGAAGAUGAAGGUUUACGACACUUAUGUGAUGAAUGAGGAACAGGACAGGAACCACCUCGUGAAAAUUCAUGGUAGACAGGUUGAGUCGAUUGACUCACAUCAAACCGUUGCGAUGCUUAAUAGCACAAUUGUUGAAUACCCUGGGACCAACGAGUCCGACAUCGUCUUCGUGUUCACGAGCUACGAAAACUAUCUCAGGACUUGGCUUGGAGAAGGACUAGAAAUCUUGGGAUCAAGCAACGUCACUGUACUGUCCAACAAGGACAUGACCAAACUGUCCAUAGAUACUUUUGCUAGGAAGGAACUGUUUCCACCCGCUGCGGAUAGAAAGCACCAAAAUGCUUUUGAGGAACUCAAGCAGCAAAUCUGA
Molecule: messenger RNA, 758 nt
Organism: Ornithodoros turicata
Lineage: Eukaryota; Metazoa; Arthropoda; Arachnida; Ixodida; Argasidae
Exons: 9
Coding region: 42-758 (238 amino acids)
Source: RefSeq, a predicted model, not a curated record